Molecule: messenger RNA, 498 nt
Organism: Aureobasidium melanogenum CBS 110374
Lineage: Eukaryota; Fungi; Ascomycota; Dothideomycetes; Dothideales; Saccotheciaceae
Exons: 3
Coding region: 1-498 (165 amino acids)
Source: RefSeq, a predicted model, not a curated record
AUGGUUCAAUUUCUCAGACUUGUUGGCUUCGUCGCUUCUCUGGCAGUUGUCGUUCAUGCUGUCCCUGUGGACAAACCUAAUGAUCACAAAGACCAUAACAGUCAGAAGGAGCUUGAGGCUGAGGAAGCUGCCUUCAAAGUCAUGAGCUUGGAACAAAGGCUGCAGAAGCAUGCCAACCACAAGAUCUACAGACCUGAUGGCACUGCCAAGUGUGUGAGAGAAUGUCUCGAGUCGACUCCUGGCUACCCUAUCCUUACUGCAACCUACGGGGAGACGUGCAAGGACAACGAAACCAUGCGUGCUUUGGGGAACUGGCUUGACGGCGAUGUUCACUCGUGCAUUGAGGCCAAGAGAGAGAAAAUGAAGAAGCAAGACAAACUCUCACCCAACUACGCACCGUCCUUGGAUCUGUUCAUCGUCAAGGUCGAUGACAUGUGCAAAUACAUACAGCAAGACUUUGAAGACAUGAAAUACAUGCCACUUGACACUUGGGAGUAG